Spirodela intermedia is the source of this 1665-nucleotide messenger RNA. Lineage: Eukaryota; Viridiplantae; Streptophyta; Magnoliopsida; Alismatales; Araceae. The record is from the annotation of a GenBank genome assembly.
AUGCCCACGUCGACGCGGCCGUGGCGGCCAUUCACGGCAAACUGCUGCGUCGUUGAGGAAGGGGCCGUCCUCGGUAACCUGAGCCGCUGCCGGCCAACGCGGACAGAGUUCUCCAAGAAGGUGGUGAACCUUCCACCCUUUCGCCGGCUGUCGUACUCCGAUCUGAGCGGCGGCUCCCCAUCCUCGGCUCGGUUCACCGUGGGGCUCGGCUUUGGGGCGGAUCUCCAUGCCUUCCAGCUGGGCGAGCUGAGGGCCAUCACACACAACUUUUCCAGCAGCUUCCUGCUGGGGGAGGGCGGCUUCGGGCCGGUGCACAAGGGCUAUGUUGACGACAAACUCCGGCAAGGCCUCAAGGCACAGCCGGUGGCCGUCAAGGUCCUCAACACCGAGGGCCUCCAAGGCCACCGCGAAUGGCUGGUCAGCGCCACUCAGAGACGCUUCAUCUUCAUUGUCCUGUGGUGCUACCGGUAGACAUGAUUAUCACCUAUUUUUUGCAGGCGGAGGUAAUCUUCUUAGGGCAGCUGAGGCACCCUAACCUGGUGAAGCUGAUCGGUUACUGCUGCGAAGACGAGGACCGGCUGCUGGUGUACGAGUUCAUGCCACGGGGAAGCCUAGAGAAUCAUCUCUUCAGAAGUAUGCACAAAGAGAGAAAGAGGGGGAGAUCGUAUCUACUUCUUUAUGUCGAAAUAAUACUUAGAUAACCUUCUCACUUAAAACUUCAAGUUUUGAAUUGUUUGACGUCAUAGGGAGCCCUGUUUCCCUGUCGUGGGGAACCCGGCUCAAGAUCGCCAUCGGCGCCGCCAAGGGACUUGCCUUUCUGCACAGCGCCGACAAGCCCGUCAUCUACAGAGACUUUAAGACUUCCAACAUCCUUCUAGACUCCGUCGGUGCCUCCAGGACCUCUAUCUGCACUCUGUCUCUCUGUCUCCCUCGCUACCCCUCUCGCUGAUGUCUGCUUAACAGGAUUUCACGGCAAAGCUGUCCGAUUUCGGUCUGGCAAAGCUGGGACCCGAGGGGGAGGACACCCAUGUAACGACCAGGGUUAUGGGGACGCAUGGCUACGCAGCGCCGGAGUACGUCAUGACAGGUUAUUCCCCGUAAAACGGUGCAAUACAAUCGAACAAGCCCUCUAAUCUGGCAUUAGCCAAAGAAGUUGGACCAAAGAAUCUAUGUCUCCGUGUAUUCGAUCGGAUCCGGCGCUGAGCGAUGGGGCGAUCUGGUGCAGGGCAUUUGACGACGAAGAGUGACGUGUACAGCUUCGGCGUAGUGCUGCUGGAGCUGCUGACGGGAAGACGAUCCAUGGACAGGAGUAGGCCAAAGAAAGAGGAGAACAUCGUUGACUGGGCCAAGCCCUACUUGACAAGCGCCCGUAAGGUGCGGUACAUCAUGGACGCGAGGCUCGGCGGGCAGUACUCCCUCAAGGGUGCCCGAGACGCCGCCGCGUUGACCCUGCAGUGCCUCAGCUCAAACGCUAAGGACCGGCCGCGGAUGGCGGCGGUCGUCGAGACCCUCCAAGGCCUGCAGCAUCUGAAAGACAUGGCGGUGAACUCGGGUUCCUGGACUGCCACGCCACUGGCCGGGCGGAGGGUCCUCUCCGCCAGGACGAAGACGGGAGGGAAGAUGGGUGGUGCUCGACGAAAUGCUGUCUCGGCUAAGCUCAAGUGA